This is a messenger RNA of Jatropha curcas, 1756 nucleotides long. RefSeq names its product Mitochondrial substrate carrier family protein (gene SHS1). Gene Ontology annotation, biological process: transmembrane transport. The record is from RefSeq and is a predicted model, not a curated record. Lineage: Eukaryota; Viridiplantae; Streptophyta; Magnoliopsida; Malpighiales; Euphorbiaceae.
AGAGUAACCGUAACAUUCCCUUCCUCCGGUGAGCAAAACCUAACUUCCUUCCCACCAACUGAACUCCGCUACUAUUUAAACCCCCAAAAUUCUAUAUGUAACAAUCACUCUGAGAAAAGAGAGAGUCACCUACUCCCACCCCUCUCUUGCUAACUAGGUUCCAAUUCCAUUCCUUUUGGUUCUGUCGUCUUCUCUCUCGUAUUCUCCAAACCAGCCAUAGUUUCUUCCAUUUCUCAAUUUUAUUUGAAUCCCACUUCUCAAAUGGGUAUUUUUCAGAUACCCAUUUGCGCAAAACCCAAAUCUUUAUAAAGCCAUGAGUGUUACUAAUAAAGCCUAAGAAAAAAAAUUUUAAAAAGCAGGGUUUUGAUUGAUGGGUAGACGUGAAAUCAAGAUAUUUGAUGACAAAAGGGAUGGAAUUGGAUUUCUCUCAAUCUCUGAUUUGGGGUGUCAUUGGAGUUCCCAAGAUGGGCAAUAUCUUCCAAGUGGAGGCCUUUUUGCAAGCGUUAAUCAGAUGGGAAUGGGGUUUCCAAAUUCCAGUGACAAUAGUAGCAUAAAAACUCUGUACAGUGAUUUGUAUGUGAAGUAUUUGUCAUUUGUGGGGGUUCAAGAGGAGGAAGGGACAUUAAAGAAGAAGAAAGGUGUGUUUAAAUUGAAGAUUAAGGUUAAAAAUCCGAUGGUGAGACGGCUAGUUAGUGGAGGGAUAGCUGGAGCUAUCUCAAGAACUGCUGUUGCUCCGUUGGAGACCAUACGGACUCAUUUGAUGGUGGGAAGCAGUGGGAAUACCACCGCUGAAGUUUUCAAUAAUAUAAUGAAAACUGAUGGAUGGAAGGGAUUGUUUAGAGGCAAUUUGGUUAAUGUAAUUCGAGUUGCACCUAGCAAGGCCAUUGAGCUGUUUGUAUAUGACACUGUUAAUAAGAAUCUGUCACCCAAGCCUGGUGAGCAACCUAAACUUCCCAUUUCUGCCUCAUUAGUUGCUGGGGCCUGCGCUGGAGUAAGCUCAACUUUGUGCACAUAUCCACUUGAGUUGGUGAAGACUCGGUUAACCAUACAGAGAGGGGUUUACAGUGGUAUUUUAGAUGCAUUCUUAAAAAUACUGCGAGAAGAGGGGCCUGCAGAACUCUAUAGGGGCCUUGCACCUAGUCUCAUUGGAGUUAUUCCAUAUGCUGCAACAAAUUACUUUGCUUAUGACACAUUACGGAAAGCCUAUCGGAAAGUUUUUAAGCAAGAGAAGAUUGGCAACAUUGAAACCCUUCUAAUUGGAUCAGCUGCUGGAGCUAUUUCAAGUAGUGCGACCUUCCCACUUGAGGUUGCUCGUAAGCACAUGCAGGUUGGAGCUCUCAGUGGAAGACAAGUAUACAAGAAUGUACUUCAUGCACUUGCAAGUAUACUUGAGGAAGAAGGGAUCCAUGGUUUAUAUAAAGGGCUGGGUCCCAGUUGCAUGAAGUUGGUACCUGCAGCUGGGAUAGCUUUUAUGUGUUAUGAAGCGUGCAAGAGGGUACUCGUAGAAGAUGACGAAGAGCAAUAGAAGAGUUGAAAGUAACUUUGAUUUAUAUUGAAGCUUGAUUUAUUUUCAGGAGCUAAAUUCAUUUUGCAGUUUACUUUUUUUUUUUUUUCUUUAAGGUGCUGAGAGCUAUUUUGUUGAGGACUCGGUCAAUAACCUCGUUUGGAAGGUUAGGAAAUACAGUUUUCUGUUUUUGUUCUCCCAUGGUUAAAAAGAAUCGAACAGACAAAGCUGACAUAUUACACUGUCGUUUAA